Molecule: messenger RNA, 3458 nt
Organism: Conger conger (European conger)
Lineage: Eukaryota; Metazoa; Chordata; Actinopteri; Anguilliformes; Congridae
Product: sterile alpha motif domain-containing protein 14-like
Exons: 10
Coding region: 188-1474 (428 amino acids)
Biological process (GO): actin filament organization; calcium-mediated signaling; neuron projection development
Cellular component (GO): actin cytoskeleton; cytoplasm; postsynaptic density
Molecular function (GO): actin filament binding
Source: RefSeq, a predicted model, not a curated record
CUCUCUCUCUCUCUCCUCCCUGUCCUUGGGUGAGGUCCCUGGCAGUGCUUGUCUGCUGUCGUGGGAUCGGCAAGCCGGGUUUGCCCAGCAGAUACAUCCGAGCACAACGUCUCCAGGAUACAGAGCAGCAGCGGGGAGAGCCAUGCCGUCCCGCCGCGCAGUCUAAGCGCCGAGAGUGCACUGCACCAUGUCUGCCUCACAGGCUGAGGAGAAUGAGCAUGUUUUUGAUUUGAAUGAAGCCAUUCCAGAGACUGAACUACUAGACAGUAGUCUGCAAAAGGCCCGGGCGCAGCUGUCCGUGAAAGCCAGAAGACACCGCCCAUCUCGGUCACGGCUUCGGGACAGCGUCAGCUCUACAGAGGGAGAUGAGAGUCUGGAAAGAAAGUCACAGGACAGCUAUGGAAGCUCUCUGCACAGUGUCCGCUCUCCCCUCCACUCGACCCUGCGGGGGUCGUCACCCUCCCCGGACUCCCUGCUCUCCUCCUCCUCACCCGUCCUGAGGAGCCCCGCCUUCACCUUCGACACCGCCUUGGUCCGCCGCGCCCCGGAGGAGAGCGAGGCUGGGUCUCCCGUGCCCAGAGGACGCUAUAAACAGCUCACCAACACUUCAUCCCAAGAGGCCUUGUGCUCUACCCCGACCAGCUCCCCGUCAAAGUCCUGCCCCAGCUCUGAGGGCUCGCCACUCUACAUCCGCCAGGAGCAACGGCCGGAGAGCGAUGGUCACGGGGAAGAUGAUGCCCAUGACAGAAGCCUGGUAGAGCCAGACAGCCCGACAGUUAUCCUGGACAAGAAGACUAAGAGGAGAUUCCAUGAUCUGGGGGUUACCCUGCGGCGCUCUUAUGGAAAAGUCAGAAAGGAGAAGUCCAACAGAUUAUCAGUGGGCAACCGGGAGCCAUCGGAGAGCCCUUCCCGGUCCUCCGGGCCUCCGUUCGUGCCUUUCUCCUGGUUCAGCGACAGUGCCAGGGGCUCCACCUCCUCCUGCAGCACAGCCUCCUUCUCCCCAAAGGGAGGCACGCAGAGCUGCAGCCCGCGCAAGUCUAGCUCCCAGGAGUCUACUCUCAGUGAUGAAGUUAGCCCCCAGAGCCCGCGAGUGUCCGGCGGGUCAGUGGAAGAGUCCCGGUCCUCACACCCUUACAAGACCCUGUCCCAGUCUUCAGAUGAGCUCCUGGACGAGCCGCUGUGCCUGGUGUCCACCUGGAGCACCCAGCAGGUGUGUCAGUGGCUGAAAGGUUUGAAUAUGGAGCAGUACAUCCCAGAAUUCACUGCCAGAGACAUCGAUGGGGAGCAGCUGCUGCAGAUGGAUGGCAGUAAGCUCAAGGGCCUGGGUGUCAGCAGCUCAUCAGACCGCAGUGCACUGAAGCGCCGCCUCAAAGACAUGCAUGCUGCUGCGGAAAAGGAGCGCAAGGCCCAGGAGAAGCUGGAGAAACAGAAGGAGAAACAGCGCAAGAAAGAUCAGGAGCAACGCAAGAGCUAGAACCACCACUAGAGGGCUCCACACAGACACACGCAUGCACACACGUACACACACACACGCAAACACACACACACACACACACACACAUACACAAACACACAUGCAUAUGUAUUAUGUAGUAUACACACAGACACAUAGCUAUUCAGUGGUAUGAACGGGAAACUACUCAGCUCUUCCAAUAUUGCAGGAAUAUUUCUAUUGAAUAUCUACUACAUUUAAAUAUAUUGUCCUUCUUAGGGUACACCUUUUAUAUACUUAAUAUACAGCAGAGGGAGCUUUAAUGUAGGUUGAUAAGGUUUGACCUUUGCAAGAGAUAGGAAUAUGCACACUUUAUUGGAAGGAAAAGUGCUGAUACAGGUUUAAUCUGGAUAAACUAUUAUUUAUACUGCUGUACGCUGCAUUUUGCUGUAUGCCUUCCUGUCCUGACGUCUUUGCUGAGUUUGGUCACAGACUUAAAGGUUUCCCAAUAGACCAUUCAACAAUACCCCUAAAGACCCCUGCCAUAGGCCGAGACAUAGUGUAUCUCACAAAUUAUGACAACUACAGCCAACAUUUUCCCCCUCCCUUUCUUUCUUCUUUUCUUUCUUUCUUUCUUUCUUUCUUUCUUUCUUUCUUUCUGUACCAUGAACAUAACAGAUAGAGAACAAAACGCAAUGCAAUUUGUCACUAUGAUGUAUUUUUUGUUACUUCCUUUAAUUACCACUAAUUUCAAGCUAUAAUAAUAGUGUAUUAUCUAAGAAUUAUAGAAAAGUUAGCUGUUAAUGGCCUUUGUAUAUUUGGAGAUUACCUGUUGCCUUUUUACUUGAGGUUAUUGUUAAGCAACCAACAUGGUGAGCUUAGCUCUUCUGUAUAUGAGCAAAGUAUGGUGGAUAUAAAACUCUUCUGUGAAUUACUUAAAUGAAUCUGGGCCAAAUAUUCAGAUUCAAAAUCUAAAUAAGAGAAGAAGCCAUUGAAUGUUAGUAAAACAUGAAUAGCUGACUUACUGUGAACUGGGUAUCCCCCUCUUAAUGAAAGUUUACAAGGCAGUCCUUUGUGGAAAAGGUGAAUGUGUCAAAACAUAAAAUCCAGUACAUAUAAGGAAUAUAUUUGAAUAUAUUUCAAAUUAUAUGAAGUUGUAGAUUCCAUUUCACUUGAAUUUAUGCUCUAUGGUAAGGACUGUAUUGCAAAAUUCUUCCAUGCGUUGUGAAACAGAGUGUACAAUUUACGUAUGUAAUUGCGUGGUUGAAUUUGAAAUAAUCUUUUAUUUCAAAAAUAUUCCUUAUAUUUAAUACUUUACCAUGUGAUGUUACUAUCAGGAAUCAGGAUCACACAUUGUAUAUGAGGUGUACUGUAGAAGAAAUGUACUGUACUGCUACUUUUUAAUUGAAGAAGAAUGGUCCUAAAGUUAUUUGAAAGUUAUUUAUUUAUGACUAACAUUGUGUGAUUGUUUUCUUUGCUGUUGUCACUGUUGUUGUGUUUGAAGUUGAAGUGCUGUAUUGUGCAAAGAAUGCAUGUUGAUGAAACUUUGGGAACAAAUUUCCAAUGUUUUCUCUAUUUCCCAACAAGUAGACUGUAGAAAUGUGUAAGAAUGCUGCAUCAUUGUUCUGCAUUGGUUUACUUGUUUUAAAAUCAAUUUGUAGUGCUGUAAUUAUAUUACAAUCCCAUAAUGUAUUUUCCUUUUGACUGAGACAUUACAUUUUACAAAUUACAAAUUUGUUAUGAGAAUGUUAACUGAUCAUAUUAAAGAUGUAAUAGGGCCUCAGUGCUGCAAGUCUCUGGUUGAACAGAAUUCUUUAAUGUUUGUAAAACAACAAUAAUAGAUAGAUGCAAAUGUUAAAAUGUAGCAACCACGGUUAUCAAUACAACUAAUGUCUAAUUAGGCACAUUUGCUCAAGUUUUUUUUUUAACCCAGAGCUCCCAUUAUACAAUAUUUUAAACCAUAUCUGCUUUUAUGCAAGAUUGUCUUUGUGCACUUGUAUGAACAAAGACCAAUUUCUUAACUUUU